Molecule: messenger RNA, 501 nt
Organism: Rhinocladiella mackenziei CBS 650.93
Lineage: Eukaryota; Fungi; Ascomycota; Eurotiomycetes; Chaetothyriales; Herpotrichiellaceae
Exons: 4
Coding region: 1-501 (166 amino acids)
Source: RefSeq, a predicted model, not a curated record
AUGCGUUUGCCGCGCCUCAUCAGAUGCGGUGCUCGUCUCUCUUGGUUCUUGGUGCUGGUCAAAACACCAACUACUCCCGACACCAUCCGCAAAGCUUCUCUCCUCUUCACUCUUUGUCCACUGUUCGAGCAAGCCUCGAUCCUCCAUCUCGAGCCCAAUCUAUCCAUUAUGGCAUUCUUCUUCGUCGUGGGAACCAAGGACUUCACCAGUCCCUUGAAGGGCUAUGAAGGAAUUACUGCUCAGUGUCACAACUGUGGAAACUGGUCGGCGCAUCCGAUUCAGUCUUGGGAUUGGUUCACCUUCUGCUUCGUCCCUGUUAUCCCUCUUGGAGGCAAACACAAAGAUCUCGCCUGCUCCAUCUGCCGCUUCCGUCAAGAUUUGAGAAAUCGACCCGAUGUAAUGUCACAACAAGGUCAAGGCCCAAUGAUGCCUCCCCAACAAGGACCUCCGCAAGGUUGGGGUGGUCCGCCUCCCCCGGGACAAGGACCACACUAUAAGUGA